AUGCCUCGCUAUGCGCAGCUCGUCAUGGGCCCCGCAGGCAGCGGGAAGAGCACUUACUGUGCCACCAUGGUCCAGCACUGCGAGGCCCUCAAUCGGUCUGUCCAGGUCGUGAACCUUGAUCCUGCAGCAGAACACUUCAACUACUCCGUAAUGGCUGACAUCCGGGAGCUGAUCGAGGUGGAUGACGUGAUGGAGGAUGACUCUCUGAGGUUCGGCCCCAAUGGAGGAUUGGUGUUUUGCAUGGAGUACUUCGCCAAUAACUUUGACUGGCUGGAGAGCUGUCUUGGCCACGUGGAGGAUGACUACAUCCUUUUUGACUGCCCAGGUCAGAUCGAGUUGUAUACGCAUCUGCCUGUGAUGAAACAACUGGUCCAGCAGCUAGAACAGUGGGAGUUUCGAGUCUGUGGAGUUUUUCUGGUCGAUUCACAGUUUAUGGUGGAGUCUUUUAAGUUUAUUUCUGGCAUCUUGGCGGCCCUGAGUGCUAUGAUUUCUCUAGAAAUUCCACAAGUUAACAUCAUGACGAAGAUGGACCUGCUGAGUAAGAAAGCUAAGAAGGAAAUUGAGAAGUUUCUAGAUCCAGACAUGUAUUCUUUAUUAGAUGAUUCCACAAGUGAUUUUAGAAGCAAAAAAUUCAAAAAAUUGACUAAAGCCAUAUGUGGACUGAUUGACGACUACAGCAUGGUUCGAUUUUUGCCCUAUGAUCAAUCAGAUGAAGAAAGCAUGAACAUUGUAUUACAGCAUAUUGAUUUUGCCAUUCAGUAUGGAGAAGACUUGGAAUUUAAAGAACCAAAGGAACAUGAAGAUGAGUCUUCUUCUAUGUUUGAUGAAUAUUUUCAAGAACGUCAGAAUGAAUGA
Pipistrellus nathusii (Nathusius's pipistrelle) is the source of this 855-nucleotide messenger RNA. The record is from the annotation of a GenBank genome assembly. NCBI's taxonomy places the organism in Eukaryota, Metazoa, Chordata, Mammalia, Chiroptera, Vespertilionidae.